UGAUUAAAUAAAUACAAUCAGGGACUGCACAUUAGCACAAUUUUGAGAUAUGUAUUCUUAAGUAUAUAUUGAAUUUACAUUCAUGAUACUACAGACUUCUACUCCACUACAGCCCAAAUGUCGUACUUUGUACUUCUCUGGUAAGUCUAACUAUGAAUGUACAAAGUUGAUAAAUGAUUAUUAUGUGUUAUUCUCACUAAAUAUGCAUAUUGAUACUUCUUUCAUUACUCACAGAAUAAAUAAAUAAAUUCACUCAUCACCAUAUUCAGUAAUCUCAAAAGCCUCAGCCAACAUGGGAUGAAUAUAUAACAUGUUAUUUCAGUAUAAUCUUGUCAGUAUCAUUUUUUUUAAAUCAUAAAAAAAACCAAAAAACUGAAGUGCUGCAUUCUCAACCGCAAGGAGGAAGUGAUUACAGUCUGAAGGUUAAUGAAACACGACACACACACUCCAAACACAGAAGUUAGUGGGUGUGUUAACAAAUUACAAGUAGCAGCCACAGUUCAUAUUCAGACUGUGUUCAGAGUUUGUUUCAUUUAGCUCUACUCUGUGAUCCACCAUGAAGAUGCAUGUGCUCGUUCCUUUGUGUGUUCUGUUCACCCUCACCCAACAGGUACCUUCACGUGAUAGGUGUGCAUGUGAGUUGACUAACACAGAGAAGGCUUUCCCUCAUGACAAACUCAGCACAGCGGAGGACAACGCCUCAAAAUGCAACAGUAACAUCACACCACAAAAGACUCUGGAGCUGGAAAGUCUGCUGUUGGGUUUGGAGAAACGUCUGCCCCAGCUGCAGGAAGAUGUGUCCAUGCUGGAGAAGGAAGAUGAUGGAGACCUCUAUGGAGUCAUCAGCCUGCAGGUGGUGGAGAACGAACUGCUGGAGAUUAAGCAGCUCAUCAGCAGGCUCCGCAGCACCACCCUGGAACACCAGCUUCUGACUAAUGACACCACUAACAAAUUGGAGGUCCUGGGUGAAGAGAUGCAGGAGCUGGAGACAUAUGACACCAUGCAGGUGGUGAAGAGACAACAAGACAACCUGCGUCUCAAGAAAGACCUGGACCAGUGCAGGAAUGGACUUCAGGCCACUGUCCAACCAACUCAGCCUCCACAAGGCAACUGUCCCCAUGGGUGGUUACGGAACGUUACCGGGCCAAGGGUGUACACAGCAGGAGAGUACCCUGGCUCCUACAACUAUGGAGCCUGGGGUCGAGAUUCCAAACCAGAGGAGGGGAAGGAGAGUUGGUAUUGGCUGGUAAUGAUGACCUCCAGCAACAAAUACUCCAACUACGUCCGUCUUUACUCCAGUCUGAGCGCUCUCAUUGUUGGGGAAAGCAGACCAGGUAAUGUCCAGAUCAGCCCCUCUAAUCCAACCACCAACACCAUCCAGGGUCCAAAUACGGUGCUGUAUGGAGAGGCUUUGUACUACAACUGUUACAAUCAAGAUUCUGUUUGUCGAUUCAACCUGACCACCAAAACUGUGACCACCUUACAACUUCCAAAAGGCACCAGGUAUAACUCAAAGGGAAACUUCUGCCACCUUGAUGCAUGCUACCCAUUCACUGACCUGGACCUGGCAACAGAUGAGUCAGGUGUCUGGGUCAUCUAUACCACCACCCAGGACUUUGGCAACUUGGUGCUGUCCAAGGUGGAGGAGGGGGAACCGAUGACACUUGGCCAAACCUGGUACACCUCAGUCUACAAGCAGGCUGUGACCAACACCUUUAUGGCGUGCGGUGUGCUCUAUGCAACACGGUAUGUCAACAAAGACAUGGAGGAGAUCUUCUAUUCUUUUGACACCACGACAGGCAUGGAAAGGUUCAACAUUGGUGUCUUCAUCAACAAGAUGUCAGCCAAUAUUUAUUCCCUGAACUACAGCCCUGUGGACCAGAUGCUACAUGCCUACUGUGACUCCUACAUGGUUUCCUAUAAAGUUUUGUUUUUGUAAAAGCACAAUGCUGACAACAUAAUAUGCACAAAAGCCUGUAUGUUCAUUAAUAGUGGCAAGCACAAGCAAAUAAAGGUUCUUAGCAUUGAGGAGAUGUGAAAUUAUCCUGCACUUAAAUGGUACACAUGGUAAAUUUACAUGCUAAAUUCAGCAUUAUGUGUAUUUACAUUCUGACACGAAGUAAAGAGUAUUUCAGAGCUCCCUGUCAUUAAUCAACAACUGCCCCAACAAAAUCCAAUUUAUAUUGAGACUACUAAGUGGUUAAAAUGUUAUAUCAGUUUGUAUAGAAUGUAAUUUUGUAUUUUCAAAUUGCAAACAUUAGUAUUUUAAUCAAAUACAUUUUAUUAUGCAGACCCUUUGUAUUAUUUUACUAACACAUUUCAUGACUAAGUAUUUGUAAUUUGUAACAAGAUACUUGUUGAUGCAUUUGUGCCCAUCUCUGGCUGUUCUUUUAACCGGUCUUAAGCUACUGUCAAUAAACUUCAAAACUUCUUGAGAUGAUUCACUUUUAAAGUCUACCUAAAUGAUUUUCUCCUGAGCUGCUGGGAAUAUCUUAAAGCUAACUAAACAUCUUUGUAGGUGUAGAGUUUUGUUGUUCAUAAGCAUAGGUACUGCUGAAACAUGCAUUCUUAACCGAAUGCAUGCGAACAACUCAAACUCAAAUUUUGAAUAAAGUCAAUAAUUUAAUAGCCUUCUGAAGUACCUGACUUGGUAUCAGUUGAAACAUUUCAGCACUUUGUAAAAACAUGUUCCUCAUAAGCAGACACUGCCUGGUUCACUGCAUUCGGUUUUCCAUGCUAACAUUGUGAAAAAAUGUCUCUGUUGGUGGAAUGGUAUUGGCCCAUUACUUAGGCAUAGUGAAGUGACGCCCUUCUUGCAGCAACAUCUGUAUGGAAUAUUACACAUGAAAAAUGCAUUGCCUAUAUUCAAGUUUCAUUUCAUAUAUUCUGACUUUUCACAUACUUUUGUACAUAGUAGUCUGUCCUGUUCCUUACCCUGAUGUGUACAGCUUUGUUCCUUGCCAAU
Molecule: messenger RNA, 2965 nt
Organism: Scatophagus argus
Lineage: Eukaryota; Metazoa; Chordata; Actinopteri; Scatophagidae
Product: olfactomedin-4-like
Exons: 7
Coding region: 557-1939 (460 amino acids)
Biological process (GO): signal transduction
Source: RefSeq, a predicted model, not a curated record